Microstroma glucosiphilum is the source of this 2925-nucleotide messenger RNA. Its product is annotated as PH domain-like protein. The coding region runs from base 95 to 2836 and encodes 913 amino acids. The record is from RefSeq and is a predicted model, not a curated record. The transcript has 2 exons. NCBI's taxonomy places the organism in Eukaryota, Fungi, Basidiomycota, Exobasidiomycetes, Microstromatales, Microstromataceae.
ACUGCUAGAUCACUAAACUCGCUUCACUCUCCAGGACUUCUCUAUCCAGCCCACUCCUGUCACACGCCUCAAUCAGUCCGGGACGACUUCCAGGAUGACGUCCCUGGCACCUGCCUCGUCGACGUCCUUUGCCCCAGGAGGCGGUGCCUCCUCCGCUUCCUCUUCGUCCACCACACCGCAACUCCAGCGUCAGACAUCGGAGCAUCGCCAAGCGCCCAUCAGAAGGACCACCCUCACCAGCUCACGAGAAGGAGCUUCUUUCCCUUCUACGGGGGUUCAGCAGGCGCAGGCACAAACAGCGCGGCAGAGGAGUGAUGAGUAUGAUGAGGAAGAUGAAGGAGAGGAUGAGGAUGAUGAGGAAUAUUAUGAAGGAGUGGGACAGAGUGGACUACAGAGAGCUGGUGGUGUGAUGGGAGGAGAGGGGAAUUCGAUGCUCACUGAAGUGACGGUCAAGUCUGGGUAUCUAUGGAAGAAGGGCGAGAAGAGGAAGAACUGGAAAAAGAGAUGGUUCGUCCUGCGAUCCUCCAAGCUCUGCUACUACAAGAACGAAAAGGAGUAUCAACUACUUCGUUUCAUCGACAUGUCGGAAGUGCAUACAGUCGCUGCAAUCGAGGUCAAAAAGCAAGACAACACCUUUGGUAUUGUGACGCCCAAGAGGGCUUACUAUGUCAAGGCGUCUACGCCUGCCGAAUCCCACGAUUGGAUCCAAGCGCUGAACCAUGUCAAGGCUCAGAUCUCUCACCGGAACUCACUGUCGCAAGAAAUGGAGGAUUUGAGGAUGAGCGCUCCUCAGCCUGUGCAACCGACGACCGACAGCAUGGCAUCAUCAUCCACCGUUAGGCCCAACCGGGAACGCAGUCGCUCCUCCUCACAGGCAGCAGCCGAGAGAGCAGCAAGCGCCGCCGCCGCUGCCACUAGUCCCACUGGCCCACCUAUCAGCAUCAACAUCCCAGGCAAAGGGUUAUACGUCGCACCUGCCCAGCCUAGAGCUAUCAGUGGCGGCGGUGCUCCUGGUAGCAGUGCAACUGGUGGCUCCUUUGCCGCUGGCUCGGAUGCUUUCAGCCCCUUGACAGCGACGACCGACAGUGACACUGGUGCGGAUCGCUACGGCAUGAGCUACGCCAGCUCAGCUGGCCUCUCGCUGGGCAGCAGCCCUGGACGAGAGACGAACAUGCACCAGCAUUGGUCCGGCUCGGAGCUGAGUGAGGGCGGGUCUGCAAACCCCAGGGGGACUAAUUCGCCUCCCAGGCGUGGUCUUCCUACACGAGGUCACAGCUCCAGAGGACGCGAUAUCUCCGUCGGCAGCAGCGGCGCGGAGGGAGCUAUCGGGGAGGGUGUCGGGAGUUAUCAAAGCAGUAGCGCAGCAGUGUUGAGUUCUUCGGAAGAAGAAGACGAGGACAAUAACGAGCAGCUGGACCAAGCCAUGCCCUUGCCGAUGCGGUCCUCGGCCCAACAAGGAGGUGGUGGGGACCCAUUGUCGGCACAAGCAACGCCUACACAGUCUCAAGCUUCGCAGCCAACGCCGAUCCAGUCUUACUCGCAGUCGCAAUCCCAGUCACAACCACAAGGUGACGCCCUCCUGCGCGAUCCGAAUCGAGUCAUCAUACAAGGCUACCUGAUGAAGCAAUCCAACCGGCGCAAGCACUGGAGGAAACGUUGGUUCGUCCUGACGGCCUCGCAGCUCAUGUACACGCGCAGCCACAUGGACGGCAAGGCCCAUCGGCAAAUUCCUCUCACCUCUAUACUGGAUGCCAUUGAGUACACGACAAAGAAGGCAACUACACCUGGAAGCCCGGGAGGCGGGUUUGGCUCGCCACUGACUGGUGGAGGAGGCGGAUUCAGCUUUAAUGCCCUGGCUGGGCAUAGCUAUGGCGGCGGCGGUGGCGGUGGCGGCGAGGGAUCCGCUGGUGGGCAACAGGACGGAGGUGAAGGCUCUUCCUCCACAAGCAAGCCAGAACGACGCCAGAGCGUAGUAGCUGCCGUUGCAUCGAAUCUCAACAGUCUCAGCACGGGUGCAGCCAGCCUCGGUGGUGGUGGCAGCAACAACAGCCAUCCUGGCGGCAGCGGCAGCGGCGCCAACGCCGGCGCAGGCGGUGGAUCCGGUGGCCUAGCCCCCGCAACUGGCGGUAUUGGCGGAGGUGGUAGUGUACCCGGCGCAGGAUCAAUGGCAUCCUCCUCUGACGCGGGGAAAAAGCGUACCGAAAACUCCUUCAAGAUCAUCACCCCCAAGCGCACAUUCCUCCUCUGUGCUCCCUCGGAGGAGGAAGAGAUCAAGUGGCUUUCGGCAUUGCAUGCCCUGCUCACACGCACGAGGGGCGCAUCGAGCGUCAGUGCGGGUACGAGUGCAAUUGGUAGCGGAGGCGGUAGCGGUGCUCUGGCAGGGAGGGUUACAGGAGGGGGAACAGGGCCCUCAGGCAUGCAAGGUCAAGGUCAAGGUCAAGGUCAAUCUCAAAUUCAGACCCAACUUCAGGGUGGACCGGCUGGAAUUGCCGCCGGACAACCACCACCACCACCACCACCACAACAACAACAAGCGGUAAACCGGCUAUCCUCUCCGCCUGCUCCCGCUCCUGCCUCUGCCUCAAGCACCACAACGGGCUUCCAUAUUCCCUCGAAUCAGCACGUCGCCUCCUCCGUCAACACUCCCAGCGGCGGCAGUGGUGGCCCUCUUGGUGAGCCUGCCAUCUCACAAAGCCAGAGCCAGAGCCAGAGUCAGAGUCAGAGUCAGAGUCAGAGUCAAGCGUACGGAUCAGGAACCUCUCAGUCUACUGCAGCUGCUCCCCUCGUCGGGCAUGCAACGGGCGUAGGGUCUCCUUCUUCUGCUGCUGCCAUGUAAGCGAGAUACAAAUGGAGGUCUUUGUGGCCCUUUGUGUACGGCAGGCACUGUUGAAAUUUCAUUUCCAUUGCUCUGCUUUGCUUUGAUUC